Thermothielavioides terrestris NRRL 8126 is the source of this 1949-nucleotide messenger RNA. RefSeq lists its product as uncharacterized. The record is from RefSeq and is a predicted model, not a curated record. The transcript has 3 exons. Bases 223 to 1683 code for a protein of 486 amino acids. NCBI's taxonomy places the organism in Eukaryota, Fungi, Ascomycota, Sordariomycetes, Sordariales, Chaetomiaceae.
CAUGAUACAUUACCGUACAUGUAACAUGUACCUUAUGUACAUACUGGCACCAGCCAGGCCCCCCCACUUUCAUCAUCGAAUGUAAGGUUACAUUGGCAUGCCUGCUUUUCUCGCGCUCCGAGUCCAGCCAGGAGAGCGCCCGGUAGUUGUCGCUGACCAUCCGCUCUUUCGAAUGCUGUCCGUCAGCGCCACGGCUUUUCAGGUCGCGCGCGCGCCGCUGGAAUGAGAAGACUACCUGCUCGAUUGCCCGGCCCCGCUUCACACGCACGAGUUCAGGCGACAACAGAUACUAUUGUCCCAGCCUUCGUUCCACAGUUCGUCGCCGCUCUCCAUGUCCCCCCCGCCGCCCGAUCGACGGCAUGGCGUCCUCGCUCUGCUCGACCACAGCGCAGUGGCCUGCUGGCAGCGCAACAGCGCCGGAUACAUCUGACCGCGCCGCUCUCGCAAGACAAGGCGCCUUCGCCGACCACAGCGACCCCGUCGCCUCCGGUCGCAUAUCCGCCCCUGGAUGAAGACGGCAGGCUCGACCCGUCCGCCUUCCAGAAACUCCCCUUUCGCUUCGACACGGGCAUCGCGCUCUUUGCGAAGCGCGCCCCGCGCCCGUUCCCGCCUCCCUACCUCUCCCCGCCCUCGGGCUCCUUCAGCGACCCGCUCAGCACGCACGAUCGCAGCCGGGACCGCCGGCGGGCGUACGUCGACGGGCACCUCAUACAGGGGCUCACCAACGGUGACGAUGCCGUGUUUGCGAGCGACUACUUUAUCUGCGCCAACGACGGCGUCGGCGCGUGGAGUACGCGGCCCAGAGGGCAUGCGGGAUUAUGGGCGCGCCUGAUCCUCCACUUUUGGGCAACCGCCAUAUUUGAGGAUGCCGCCCGGCAAGGCGCCUCCUACCGCCCCACCCCCGUCGCCUACCUCCAGCGGGCGUACGAACAGACGAUCGAGGCAACCGGCCCACCCAAUGACUGGCAGGGCACGACCACCGCAGCGGGCGCACAGCUGCACUACCGCCAGGUGCAAGCAAAGGAUCGCAACAGCGGAGACUCGGGCUCAGGAAACCCGGGGUCCGCCAGGGCUGGGGCCGGGGCCAGCCCGGGCGCCGACGCCGACGCUGACGGGGCGGCGGUCGAGCCGCUCCUGUACGUGACCAACCUCGGGGACUCGCAGGUCAUGGUCGUGCGGCCGUCGACGCGCGAGAUGGUGUACAAGUCGACCGAGCAGUGGCACUGGUUCGACUGCCCGCGGCAGCUGGGCACCAACAGCCCGGACACGCCGGCCGACUGCGCCGUGGUCGACGAGGUGCCCAUCCGCGAGGGCGACGUGGUGCUGGCCAUGUCGGACGGCGUGAUCGACAACCUGUGGGGCCACGAGAUCGUGGAGAAGGUCUGCGAGAGCCUCGAGAGGUGGCGCGCCGGGGAGGGGCGGGGGCGGGGGCGAGGGUUAGGAACAGGUCUGGGCCGUCGGGGUGACGGUCGUGAUGAUGAUGAGGUUCAUGAUGAUGAUGAUCAUGGGAUGAUGGGGUUUGUCGCCGAGGAGCUGAUGGAGGCGGCAAAGGCGGUCGCGGUGGAUCCGUUCGCUGAGAGCCCCUUUAUGGAACAUGCUAUUGAGGAGGGCCUGGCCAGCGGCGGAGGCAAGCUCGACGAUAUCAGCGUCGUGGCUGCUAUCUGCCGGAGAAACCAGGGAUGAACAAAUGGAGUCUCAUAUGGAGACUCGGCGCUGUUGGGCCUAUGGCAGGUAUGUACAGCGCAAACGAGGGUAGACUUGGACCCUUGUUUCUGGGCCCGCCCGUGCUCGAAGUGUCGAGAAGGGGAAGCAUGGUUCUCUAUCAUGGUGGAUAGCAUCGGGCUUCUUUUGGUGAUGUUAUGAGCGGACAUUUGGUUUGACAUCCGGCAAAUGUUUUGGGCCAGGGACGGUUUAGAUGGCUGGCGUAAGGAGGAACCUGGAAUGACGGA